GUAAAGGGACAAAAAUACCAAGAGAACGAUAACCAGACAAGGUAAAGUGGUGAACUUCUUUUUCGAUCUUCUGAAGCAGCAGAUCGAAACUUAAAAACCCAUACAGAGAAAACAUGUAUCAUCCCACCAGAGGUGGUGUUCGCGGUGGUCGAGAUCAAUUUAGCUGGGAGGAUGUGAAGGUUGAUAAACAUCGAGAAAACUAUCUAGGUCACAGUCUCAAGGCUCCUGUUGGAAGAUGGCAAAAAGGGAAAGAUCUACACUGGUAUGCCAGAGAUAAAAAAUCUAUGCUCUCAGAUGCGGAGGCUGCAAAAGAAGAGAUACGGAAGAUCAAAGAAGAGGAGGAGCAGGCAAUGAGGGAGGCUCUUGGCUUAGCUCCCAAGAGUGCUAGCCGCCCUCAAGGUAAUCGAUUGGAUAAGCAUGAGUUUUCAGAACUUGUGAAACGAGGCUCUACUGCAGAAGAUGUAGGAGCAGGGCACGCUGAAGCAGCUAAAGUUCAAGGCCUUGGUUUUUCUAGAGCACCCCGCCUUGGGGAAGAAUCAAGUUCUUUUCAACCCAGCCUAAAGGCAGAGUCACUUGAGAAGGUGAACACGCCUAUGCCUGCUCCAUCCGAAAGGAAGCACAAGGAAGAAGGGCCAGAGGAUGAAAGUAACCGGAAGAAAAGGAAGCACAGAGUGGAGGAGAAACACGAUAAGCAUGAAAAGCGAGAGAAGAAGCGGCAUUCUCGGGAUUCAGAUGACAAGAGGAGACACAAGAAAGACAAGGAGAGAAGACGACAUGAUUCUGACUGAAAAACUCGGGACAUCUGAGAUUGUGUAACAUGGGGUUCAGAGGGGUGAAUUGCAUUAGAGUCCUAAAAUUUUAGUAAUCCCCAACUGUAUUUCUGGUAAAGUCUAUUUAUUUUUCCAGUGUAAAAAUUAUUUAUCUUAUUUUUAGUUCAAGGCUGCCCCCUCUAUUCUAAAUUUCUA
Cornus florida is the source of this 965-nucleotide messenger RNA. RefSeq lists its product as uncharacterized. The coding region runs from base 114 to 788 and encodes 224 amino acids. NCBI's taxonomy places the organism in Eukaryota, Viridiplantae, Streptophyta, Magnoliopsida, Cornales, Cornaceae. The transcript has 4 exons. The record is from RefSeq and is a predicted model, not a curated record.